AUUUGUAUAUACAUCCAUUUUAGUGGCAGUUAAUAUGGACCGGAGGAAGUACUAAUAAUAUGAGGCAUGUUUUUGAGCUGGCCCUGUUUAGUAGAGUUUACAUUUGAGAGUUACAUCUUUCUACCACCAUUAUUUUUGAUUUAGCUUGUCUUUUGUGCCCACCAUUUUAUCGAGCAGGGUUAAUGCAAGAUCCAUAGCAAACUAGCUUCUCAUGACAUUUUUUUGGCGGAGUGCAUCUUCUCAUGGCGAGCUAGCGACUUUGCCACUAGAGUUUUUUUUGUUGAACUAGUACAUUUUUUGGAUUUUCCCAUUUUAUUUGUGCACAAGCUAUGAGCCGCCCGCAAUUCAGCACCAUAUAUUGGCGGGAUUUUCUAGUUCAAUUGUUUUGUACUAGGAUAUUAGCAGGAUGCUAUCUUCUAGGGCUUUCAUUUCCCCUAUAUCCAGCCCCACCCACGGACAAGCAAGGGCCUCUCUCCCUACCUCGCACCUAGUCCGUCUCGCUCCCUCUCAGUCCUCCAUCCGUAGCCGACAUCCACCGCGCCGGAGCCAGCUCAGCGACGCCGUCAACCACACUCCGUCCGCUUCGUCGGAUCUGCUUCCCCGACUCACUGGUUCAUCUUACCGGCUGGCAAGAUCGGUACACAAAGCGCCACCAUGAUCCACCGAACCAAAACGAACGGCCAACGCGCCACCUCCCCAGUCGACCAAGAUAUUCCCCUCGAGAAUGCCUACGAAGAAUCUCGGAGGCAAAAUAUCUUGCAGAAUAAGAUAAUUGCAGCCAAGCUCGGCAUACUGUGGAAUGGGACAAAAUCACCGCACCCCAAGUCGUUGCCGAGAUUUUUCACCCGUGUGAUGUGCCGCCAAAAGGACGAUUCCGUGGGGCAGCUGCUGAAGAAGCAGCUAGCCACUGCUCAUGUUCCUAACAAAGACAGUGAGCGCGCCAGUGAUGCAGACAUUGGUAGAAAGGAGGCGGGAUUUGGUCCUAUUGUUCUAGCAAGCAAUCAUUUGAGGGGCCGCCUAGGAUCAGCACAUCUGGAUCCUCCUGAGCUCAACAUUAAGGAGGUAAUUUUAUAAUAGUGUUUUAAACAUGACAUAAUCUAAUGUACUGAAAGAGAUCAAACUGUCAACUGGAGUGGAGU
Lolium perenne is the source of this 1139-nucleotide messenger RNA. Lineage: Eukaryota; Viridiplantae; Streptophyta; Magnoliopsida; Poales; Poaceae. The record is from RefSeq and is a predicted model, not a curated record.